AAGUCCGCAUAGCAGCCUUCACUCUACCGCGCCUUGGCAGCAUCAUGGUCAAGGUACUUCUUAACGCCUCCGACAUCCCUAGCUCUUUCUCGUCCCAACGUGAAGAAUCCAAACAGAAAAAUCCUGCAGAAAACAUUUCGUCAAUUCCUGGACUCAAGACGCGACUCUGGAGGACCGUAAAUGGCUCCCAAAAUUCAGACUACAAUUUCUCCUUCACGCUUUACUUCAAGAGAGCGCUCAGUUCGGUCCCAACGUGCCUCAAAACCACUGCUUGCAGCCAAGGAUGGACUUCGCGAACACUGAUUCCUCAGGGCGUGGACGAGGCUGGCAAUCCGCUUCUGCUGCUCGACGGAUUGCAGCCGAACUCUUCCUAUGCCAUUGAGAUGAAGAUGGUGGAUGAAAGCGGUCGUGGCAGACGCUCAUCCGUGGCUUAUGCAAUCACCGCGCCUCAUAACCCUCUUGCCCCUGGAAGAGUCCAGUGCUUGUCACCGAAAGACCGCGAAAUUUCUGUCUCGUGGUCGAAACCGGGACCACAUUUCGGCGCCUCCAUUGGACGCUAUCGCGUCCAGCUAACCGAGUUGCAGCUCAAACUGCCCGCCUCAUAUCCGUCUUGCCUUCAGGGAAGAGAGGAAUCCGACCGCAAGAAAAAUUCCCCCUGGAGUCUGAAUCCAUCGGUGCAGAGGGAAAAUGGUGGUGGCAUGAUGAAAGAUAGUGAAGAUAUUUUAUCGAACGAUGAGCUGAGAAAUACUGGCGCCACUGCCCCCGUUUUCUUAAACUACGAUCCAAACUGCGGAGAUGGACUCGAUCGUAACUCAAGCUCCCGAACGGUUUGCACUUCAAGUGAAGGCAUUAUGGGCCUCAAACUUCAACAUUCCGGAUUGUACAAAGUUUCUGUGUUCGCAUGUUCCCAUCCUGUACCGUGUGCGACGUAUUCGCUAGUUGCUAUUGAUCCCUCAUUUACGCCUAUUGAUUCAGCUGGCCUAAAAUAUGAAAGGAAAAAAACUGCGAUGAAAUAUUUACCCAAAAACGAUGAUGCUAUGGUAAAUGCUAAAGAAGUCAAAGUAAAUUCUACAUUAAUUUUACGCGAUAAUGCGCGUCGAAAAACACAACAAAGAGUACAGAAAACUGAAGACUUUGUUCAAAAUUACAAACAGUUUCGAGAAAAUGGAAAUUCUGAUACAGAAAAUGAAUUAAAAAGUGAUAUCAACGAAGAAAGAAAACAGGACAGAGAACAAGAAGCCUGGAGGAAGUCAACAACCAGCAUGAGUAAAAUUAUCCACACAAGACAGACUGAGAAGAUAAAUAAAUUGCGAAGUGGACUUUGUGAAUUGUGUUCGCUCGCACCAACAGAAACUUUAUGUCAGGUCAAAGGCGAUGAUGUCGCCAACUCGGUCUCAAGCGUGUGGCUUGAGUUCGAUUCAAAAGCAGUCCAUCAAACUAAACAAGAUUCGUCGUCUUUUGAACAACCAUCAUCUCAUCGAUCGGAAUUGAGAAGUUUUGAGAAUCAAAAACUCCUUUCAAACUCAGAAGAUGAUUCCAGAAUCAACACUCUUUCAGCGAACUCCAAAAUAGGUUCGAGCAUCCGCGAUUUUUUUUCGAAUUCGAGAGAUGAUUCCAUAAACCAAAAAUUAUCUACAAACUCUACGGUUAACUUCAGAAACCUUAACCUCUCAACAAAUGCAGAUAAUACUCAAAAAUCUAGAAGUAGGAAAAAUGUUCCCUCCCUUCAUGACAAUUUAAUUUUGAACGAGAGUGAGAACGCCAACCGAACAUUGAUGGUGAGAUGGAACGCUCCUGAGACUCCGACGGCUGAUGUCCUCUUCUACGAGCUGCGCUUGCGUAAUGACACAAGGAUGACUCCAACCCGACAGAGCGCGCUGGCCCGCGUCGCGGUCUCUCACGCAGAGACGGGCGUGAUGCUGGCGUCUCUGUCUCCUGGCAAAUACAUCAUCUCGGUCGGAGCGGUCACGGCCCUCGGGCCUAGCUUACCUAAAAAUUAUUCUUUCCAUCUAAACUCAAGUCUAUCAUCCACAACAAGCGGCUCUGACUGCGUGUUGCACUUGAGCGCUGCGGUGCCUUCAGCAAGAGUGCCGCCCGCGACACGUCUUGGCCCUGGGGUGGCACUCGGUCUGCUCGUCUCUGCGCUCUGCUGCUGUGCACUCAUUGUCACUUGGAAGAAGACUAGAGACAAUGCAAACAUUCGACGGAAUCUUGGCUUGCGAUUGUCUUUUCCUUACUCCGAAAUCAAGGAAGCGCGAGCCUUAGCUCGGGAAGUAAUGGGUGAGUCCUUCACAUUGGACGGGUACACCCUAGAAAUUGACUCUGAAAAUCAGUCUCUCUCUGAGCUCGGGUCCGGCAGCAGUUGUGUGGUCGUGAAGGGAAGCUUCAGGGAUACCAAUAAACUCGACCUAAACAUGCAUCUUGGAGUCGCUCUUAAAAUUCCAAGAGCAACGAAUUUAACUGACGUGAAAAAACUCAUUGAAGAAGCAAAAAUGUUGAGGGAAGUUGCUGGUGCACACGUAGUGCCCGUCCUAGGCUUGGUGUUGACGAGGCAUCUGGUUGCUCUGGUCAUGCCCACGAUGAGCUCCGACCUCGAGUUCUUCCUGAGACGCAUGAAGAACCCACUACCUGUUCAGAUCAUGGAAAGCUUAGCCCAUCAGGCGUCCAUUGGUUUGCUGAGUCUGGAACAACAAAACAUCGUCCACUGUGACGUCUCCAGUCGCAAUUGCCUAAUAGACCUCCACCUACUAGAACAAGGCCUUAUAAAUCAUUGUCCUCGAGACCCAGGACUUUUAGAUUCAAGGAUCCACAACUGCAGGUCACAUGAGCAACACCUCCACGACCUCAGACUUCAUGACCAAUAUCUCCGAAACAACAGCUUGCAAAGUUCAACUCUUCCAAAUAGUAGACUCACAAACUUCAGUUUGCUGCAAAAAAUGCACCACGAGAACUCAUUUCGAGGCGACUCCAGACUCCAAGACUCUGUGUUACAAGACCCCAGCCUCUUCAGCCACUGUAUGCCUCCGUGGCUAAAAAUAGCAGACCUCGGCAGCGCUGUCAGACUCGACGGUCGUCAAUCCAGAGUUGUUGUGCACAAAUUGCGUCCAGUUCGCUGGCUACCUCCUGAAACAUUGGCCGGGAACUUGUACAGCUCGCGCUCUGACACCUGGAGUUAUGGAGUCCUGGUCUGGGAAAUAUGCAGUAGGGGAGCCAGACCUUAUGAGGAUCUUGAGGACAGCGAAGUUUCAUCAAAAAUCAUAUCGGGUGAAGCAUCACUUCCCGAGAGCUCGAUCUCCUCUCCGCUGCUGAGACACCUACACAGGAAGUGUCUCGAGCGCCGGCCGGAGGACCGUCCUUCGUUCAGUAACAUCGUCGAUUUUUUUAGGGUGUGUUGUCAGAUGUCAAGUCUUGGCAAUAAAUCCACCUGCCCUCCCGAGACAGAUUCCGGACAGUUGCUCUAACAUCACUGAAGCAAGUAACUACAACCACCCAUGAAGACAUGAACAACGGUAUUGCUGCCCCUCAUCUAACCCAAAAAGAACACUGACACCCUCGAGCCACUGAACGCCUCAGCCACGGUGCGUAGCAGAGAAACAUAUCGAAGUUCAUAAAAGAACAAGGGACGAUCGCAGCUCACGGCUAAAUGACCAAAGCGUUCCUGCACGAUGUGUGCGUAGGUCUUUGUGUUUUAGCAGAUUAUAGCCAGCGCACUUCACUCAACUUCGCUCAUAAUUAAUCAAAUUCUGGUUCAACUAACUUGAUUGAAAUUUGUCACCACUGGCUGUAUCCCUUCCCAAAAUUAUUUUAUUCGGCAGUCGCCCGAAUAAUCGGCUGGAAAGCCAUGUUCGAUGUUUCUGGUUGUGGCUGCAGCAACCUUAAUUUUGAACCGCCCUGUUGUGGUCUUAAGAACCCCUGUCGUAUUGAAAAAAACGUGUCGUCGCAAAUAAUUGUGAACAUUUUACUUCAAGUUAUAUCCUUCAGCAACCUGAUAUUGUGGCUUCCAGUGGUGUGUCGUAGAAUAAAUAUUUUCUGACCAAUAUAUGUCAGCAAACGUCUGAGUACCUAAUACGAGUCAGAUUUUGUGUCCUCGCAACUCGAUUUGUGCAACUCGAUUUGUGUCCUCGUACUUCGUCUUUUGAAAAAUGAAAUCGCCUCAUGUUUCAAUGCUAAUACCAAGCAGUUACUAUAGUGUCUGGAUGCAUGUUAAUAAGGAAUAAACAGCGGUACAGUCGUUUGAUGAAUUUGAUCCAAGAAACUGAAUGCUAUUUCAGGGCAAGACAGUUGCGGAAGCACAAGGCCACCGUCUUGCGUUAGUUCAUGUGAAAUUCCGACUGGGAAUUUGCUCGUGUUGGUGGUCAGGAAGCAUUGAGUUAGAUGUUAAUAAAAUGCAAUAUAUUGCGCAGGAAUAUUCAGUGGCACACGAGGAAGAGAAACUGCGGUCUCAACCAGAAUAUAAUGAAUGCCAUGAAUAUCAGAUAAGCUAUCAAAUGCAGAGGCAUCGCAUUUACUAGGAAAUGGUUUGCGAGUGUUUCUCAUUACCUUAGCGUAAUUUCUGUGGGAAGCACAAGUUAAAGAAGAGAACAGAAAGCUCCACUUUACGAAUAUGUGCGUGUUUUGCAGUGUUUUCUCUAAUAGGUCUUCGUGAGGGGUAACUUAUGAACUUCGUUACGCCGAGGAAUGGAGCUCCUAAAUGAUGGCGGGUUAUCUUAAGAGAGCAGUUGUGGGCCUGAGCUUUGUAGCUCAGCUCGGUGAGGUGGUCAAGGCUAAUUGUGAUUGAACGAAGUUCUUGCAUGUCAAAUUUUUAGACAAGAUCAUUCCUGAAAAUGCUAACUCUUGUUUAGCUCAUCUUGAGCACAUAAUAAUGUACACGAGUAAUUUUUCCUUCGAAAAGAAGCGAGGUUGCUAACUCAAUUCCACUAAUUUUUUGCUUGGAGAAAAGAACCCAACACAAUUAUUCCACACGUUGCGUAAAUCCAAUAAGUGAUGUUAAAAAAAUUAGUAGGUUGCUAUAAAUUUUUUAAGUCGUUCGUGUGGUGAUUGAGGGAAUGCUUAAGCUAAAAUAUUGUUACCUUUUGAUGUUGUCUUACGAGUGUUCAGUCAUAAACUCACUGUCGGUUAAUUUCUAUGCUCAAAAGUUGAAUGUCGAAUUAUUUCUCAGAAUUAUUCAGUCUGUAUAGUGGAUUGCAAAUAGAUGGCAAACGUUCUAGAUUUUACAUUCAACAGUUCACUAAUAAGUAUAGGUCUCAGAGUAUCCGUUAUAAUGGCUCUCACCUGAUACGGUAUUGCUCAAAGUUAAUUAUGUAUUUUUGCCGUUCAAUUGCAAGUCAGGAUCAGUGCCAUCUCGCUUGUUUAUUUUUACCAUUUGAUGCGUGGGUGCGACUCCCAGCAGAAUUAAUUCCAUCAUUUAUCAUUCGAAACACAUUUUUCCUUCAUAUUGUUGACAUGCAUUUGACGGUAACAUCCUGUUCUUCAAUUGUGCUUAAGCGACAUGACUUAGACAUCAUAAUCUUCAUUGCUUAUUAUGAUUUGGGAGAUAACAAAACAUUCAUUCAUCCGAUACUCAAGUGAGAAUACAUUUUUUUUUUCUAAAUAUAUGAGUUUGCUAAAUUAUUAUUACUGUAUAGAUCGCGCUUGUUCGAGUUUGUCACCAUCGUUCAUAGAUGUACAGCCAACGCCGCUCCAGGUGUCAUGUUUUUAUACCAUUAACGUCUAAUUGUUAAGUCGUUCAUUACUGGUUGCCAUUUUGCAUCGGUUGUCUCAACUCAACCAAUUACCAAAGUGGAAGCGCACGCUACAUAUUACCUGUGACUUUACAAGUGCUUAUUACGUGUACGUGUUUUGGUGCGAGUGCAUUUUUUAUGUUGUGGCUUAAUGUAUUCCCAGUUUUUCGUAUGGGAAAUAUAAAUCUGUAUAUAUAAACUACUUUUUGUACUACUUGUCAAUGUUCAAGGAUUUGAAGCAAUUUGAAUCAGCAAUAUUAUUAUGAAAUAAUCUUGAACUUCUUUCAAUUAAUCAAGAAUCUAAAAUUCAAAAGA
This is a messenger RNA of Hyalella azteca, 6035 nucleotides long. RefSeq lists its product as uncharacterized. The annotation marks the transcript as partial. Gene Ontology annotation, biological process: nervous system development; positive regulation of kinase activity; multicellular organism development. Gene Ontology annotation, cellular component: signaling receptor complex. NCBI's taxonomy places the organism in Eukaryota, Metazoa, Arthropoda, Malacostraca, Amphipoda, Hyalellidae. Gene Ontology annotation, molecular function: protein binding; ATP binding; transmembrane receptor protein tyrosine kinase activity. The record is from RefSeq and is a predicted model, not a curated record. The transcript is spliced from 16 exons.